Molecule: messenger RNA, 916 nt
Organism: Abrus precatorius (Indian licorice)
Lineage: Eukaryota; Viridiplantae; Streptophyta; Magnoliopsida; Fabales; Fabaceae
Exons: 1
Coding region: 57-761 (234 amino acids)
Source: RefSeq, a predicted model, not a curated record
CAAUUUCCAAGUUCAGAGUUUUAGCCAGUUUGAGUGUACCAUAUCCUUCACUUUCCAUGGAAAAAAACACCACCUCAAGAUCCUCUAUAUGCUGGAAAAUCCGUCAAGCAUUUGCAACCAGUCCUGUUUUCAGAGCCAUUCAUCGCAUCAAACACUAUUACCAAGAACCUAAACAUGUUAUCACUCAUUCAAAUUCUCCAUCAUUACCACCCUCCAUACAUCUCCCUCAAAACAUGAAGGCUAAUAACCAAGGAGGAGCAAUCCCAAUCAUGUUUGAUUACUCAAUCCCUACAUCCACUUCAAUGGUCCAUGGUCAGGUAUCAAAAGUUGCUUCUCCUCAGGCUGGAAUAUCAGAAAAAACAGGCAAAGUUGGUGCCAAGGUUGAAGCUGAACUAUGGAAUGUUCAAGGAUAUAGAGCUGGUGUAUUCAAAGGUGAGCAUAUUGUCAAAGAUACUAUAUGCCCUUUGAAGGAACAACAAACUCUUAGGAAGCUGCACUCACAACAAGAAGGUAAGAAAACACUAGAUAUUAAUGAUACUUUUACUGAGUACAUUCAACGUGCCAAGUACAGAAUCAGGACCGUGUCAAACGUUGGUCAUGGGAAAAACAACUCUGUGCCAGAUGAGACUAAUGGUAGUAAUGGGAAUAACAACAGGAUGGAAAACCAAAAGGACCAGUUUUCAGAUUUUAUUCAGCGUGCUAAGAAGAAGAUCAGAACUACAUCCAAUAUUGGAAGGACUAGUUCAUUGAAAAGAGGUUAAGAGUUAACACCGUGGACAUCGAACCAGGGAGCACGGUAAAGAAUGUUGAUCGUUAAUAAUGUUGGUGAGUUGAAGUUGUUCGAUGUGUUGGACAUCUAAUAUUCGUUAUUGGGUAGAGUGGAUUGAAAAAUAAGGCCCUGUUGGGGUUUGCAAGU